CAAGAUUGAAAUAAUAUUAAAAUCAUGGUUUCAAUACAAUACAAAAUAGUGGUAUUUUACAUAAUUACAGCAAGUUUAUUCUUUGAUCCGAUUAGUACUUCUUAUUCGGGAUUCGACUGCUACACCGACCCUUGCCCCCAACCUUGUUCUCCUUCACAACCUUGCCCUGCUCCAUCACAACCGUGCCCCGAUUCACAGCCUUGUCCAUCCGCACCAGAUCCGCAAACAGGAUGGCAUUACAAUAGCGAGGGAGCACAUCAAGAUAUUCUACAAGAAACUUCACCAAUCGUUAACAAGGAUGAAACAGCACAACAAGAUAUUCUACAAGAAACUUUACCAAUCGUUAACAAGGAUGAAACAGCACAACAAGAUAUUCUACAAGAAACUUCACCAAUCGUUAACAAGGAUGAAACAGCACAAAAGUUUGGCGAAUCUUGCAAAAAGAAUUGUUUAAUCGAUGGUUCUUUGAGAAAAAGUUGUUUCAGAUUAUGCAUGAAAUACAUGUACUUGCAAUCUCAAUUGUAA
This is a messenger RNA of Gordionus sp. m RMFG-2023, 525 nucleotides long. RefSeq lists its product as uncharacterized. Lineage: Eukaryota; Metazoa; Nematomorpha; Gordioida; Chordodea; Parachordodidae. The transcript is spliced from 2 exons. The record is from RefSeq and is a predicted model, not a curated record. Bases 25 to 525 code for a protein of 166 amino acids.